Messenger RNA from Triticum turgidum subsp. durum (durum wheat), 699 nucleotides. Lineage: Eukaryota; Viridiplantae; Streptophyta; Magnoliopsida; Poales; Poaceae. The record is from the annotation of a GenBank genome assembly.
AUGUGCCGCCGCUUCUGCCGCGAGCUGGGCGCCGUGGUCGUCUCCGUGAACUACCGCCUCGCGCCCGAGCACCGCCACCCGGCCGCCUACGACGACUGCGUGGACGUGCUCCGCUACCUCGGCGCCACCGGCCUCCCCGCGGACGCCUCCGUCCCGGUCGACCUCUCCCGCUGCUUCCUCGGCGGGGACAGCGCGGGGGGCAACAUCGUCCACCACGUCGCCCAGCGGUGGACGGACGCGCCUCCCCCCGACAGCCCCGUCCGCCUGGCCGGCAUCAUACUCCUGCAGCCGUACUUCGGCGGGGAGGAGCGCACGGAGGCGGAGCUGAGGCUGGAGGGCGUGGCGCCGGUGGUGAACAUGCGGCGCUCCGACUGGGCGUGGAGGGCGUUCCUGCCGGAGGGGGCGGACCGGAACCACCCGGCGGCGCACGUGACGGGCGAGGCGGGCCCGGAGCCCGAGCUGGCGGAGGCGUUCCCGCCGGCGAUGGUGGCCGUCGGCGGGCUGGACCCGCUGCAGGACUGGCAGCGGCGGUACGGCGCCAUGCUGCGGCGGAAGGGGAAGGCGGUCAAGGUGCUCGAGUUGCCGGACGCCAUCCACGCCUUCUACUGCUUCCCCGAGCUCCCCGACUCAGGCAGGCUCGUGGAGGAGAUCAGGGCGUUCAUCGGGACCAACGCGCCCACUCAUCACCCCGAUGCUUAA